Cylicocyclus nassatus is the source of this 1383-nucleotide messenger RNA. Lineage: Eukaryota; Metazoa; Nematoda; Chromadorea; Rhabditida; Strongylidae. The record is from the annotation of a GenBank genome assembly.
GCUGCUUUCUUUUGUACAAAACAUUAUAGGUCAAGCUGGAUCCUUCGGAGUCAGAAUUCAAUGAAGAAAUUGACGCAUAUGCUAACCUGCUAGAAGAUGAAGCAGUUGCAUUAUCGCCGGCUGCACCGGUGCGUCCUGUGCCUCUUGGGCUGGAGUUGAAGGGUGAUGGUGACAAUCCCUUGGAAUUUUGGCCAGAAGAUGAUCCUUACGAUCAAGUGAUCAGGCAGUCUGUUGCCGCUAUAUGCUCAUCUGUUGGCUUCGAUACCAUAGACGCAAAUAUGCUAGAAGUAUUGGCACAGCGUCUCAAGAACUACCUUUGCUCAAUAAGCCUCGGGGCCAAGCUCAAUUGUGAAGCAGCGGGUAGAAGUAUGGCAAUUGCAAGUGAUGUGUGGUUGGCGCUGGCUGACUUAGGACACAAACUCGAUCAGCUUCCAGCAUAUCUACGACAUCUUCGAGUUACUGGAACGAUAGCUAUAGCUCCGCCCCGUGAGCGGCAAGAGCCACCCAUACUGCCCCCUAUGCUUGUUGGGCAAUCACGACCGCAUCCGCCGUAUGUGCACGAGUUCUUUCCUGCGUUUCCUGAACCACAUACAUACAUCCACACAGAGAUCUCAGGAGAACCUGAUCUCACGUAUGAAGCCGUACGAAAAACUGCUGCACAACGACGGCGGGAGAUGGAACGUUCACUCAUCAACUACAUGAUGUGUAUGCAUGCCUAUACCACCUUGUUUCCACAGUUUGAGUCAAAAGUUCGGAAUGAAGCCAGACAGUACCUUCGCGAUCAGGAGCGGGAACGAGAGUUCAAAAAGCAACGGUCUGAAGCAAUCAAAGCUGGUAUUAUUGAAGAGAAAUACUUCGACAGAGAGGGCGCUGACAAUGAAGAGGACUCGGAUAGUGAAAGAGAUGAAAUGCUGUCCGAUGGUGAUCUCGAGGAAGUGGCUGAAACGGAAAUGAACAUGAUGCUGCAACGUAUACCUGCUACAUGUACAGUUGACAACCCCAUGCCAGAAGCACGACCAUUCAUGUCUUGUAUGCGAUCAGAUGAGAUGAAGGAGAAAGGUUGCGAUGACGAAGAUGAGGAAGAGGAGACCGAAAAGAAGGAAGGCAAUGAUGAUCCGCAUACCAACAAAGUUAGAAAUAAUCACGCCUCUGCUGCCGAAGAUGGCGACGGACAUCCACAUGCAUACGACAAUCCCUACCUUCGGAUUUCGCAAAUACAGAGAAAGGAAUUGAAGUUGUUGAGGGAAAGCUUGGAUUUACCACCUUGAAUUUAUCAUCAUUCAAUCUUAUGCUGUUUGUGUCAUUUGCGGGCUUCUGUCUUUUGUAGAUACAUUUUGGUCAGAAGAUAAUUAUAUCAGCAGUUGUUUAUGAAGUAAUGAUUAC